CCUCAUAUCAUGGUGACGCGCACUGUAUCUCAAUUUGUGAAUGCAUCAUAUAUAUCGUGAUGUCCAGACGAUUUGGCUGGUCCUGACUAGCCAUCAAUGGUGCCGCAACUCCAGUAUCUGAUUACCCCCUGCCAGAAUGGCGAAUAGUAUUACUGCGACUCCCCCUCGCAGGGGAUCCGAGACAGAGGCCGCUACCGCAGUAAUCGCAGCGGCACCCCAGGAGGAGUUCGAAUUGGCAGAAGAUGCUGCUUCGAAUGAAGAAAACGAAAUUGCAUAUCCGACAGGACCGAAGUUCUUUGCGAUGCUAUCUGGGGUGCUGAUGACUACUGUCCUAGUUGGCCUGGAUUUCUCUGUCAUUGCGACAGCACUUCCCACUAUAACCAACCAUUUCCACACAACAGCCGACAUUGGCUGGUAUGUGGCGGUCUACAGACUGACUGGGACAGCAUUUUCGUUUCUUUUCGGGAAACUGUACACAGUGACCUCGGUCAAGCGAACCUUCUUGUGCGCUCUUGUGAUUUUCGAGAUUGGUUCACUUCUGUGUACUGUGGCGCCCACAUCCCAUAUGCUCGUUCUCGGCCGGGCCAUUUGUGGCCUUGGGAGCGGCGGUCUCAUGAGUGGGGGGUUUGCAAUCUUGACUCAGUCUGUUCCUCUUCGGAAGCGGGCCUUGUACGGUGGUGUUGCUGGUGGCAUUGAAACCGUUGCGGCUGUCAGUGGUCCCGUGAUUGGCGGGGUGCUUACAAGCACGUUGUCCUUCAGAUGGUGUUUUGCAAUCAACCUCCCUGUUGGUGUGGUCGCAUUCGCUGUCGUUGCGGCCUUUUUCAACAAUCCUCGGCACAACCCAGAUAUCGAUCUGCCGCUCAGGCAAAAGCUCCAAAAACUCGAUCUUUUGGGCACAGUCAUCUUCGUGCCAUCGAUUACUUGUCUGCUCCUUGCGUUGCAAUGGGGAGGUCUGAGGUAUAGCUGGACGGAUUGGCGGAUCAUCCUUCUGUUUGUCUUGUUUGCAGGAAGCCUGGCCGGCUUUGCUUGGCUGCAGUGGAAGAAGGGCGAGAACGCUACACUCCCUCUUCGCAUCUUGAAGCAGCGCAGCAUCCUCUCUGGAGCAUUCUUUGCGGGCUGCUGCACUGCUAGCUUUACCAUUGUGGAGUACUACAUCGCGAUAUACUUGCAGGCAGUCCGAGGCUAUACACCCUUACAUUCGGCCUUGUUUUCCCUCCCGCAAGUCAUCAGCCUUUGCAUUGCCUGCGUACUUGCAGGGGCAGGCACAACACUCACGGGGUAUUAUGUGCCGUUCAUGUUCAUCUGCACCGUCCUGGGUUCUAUUGGUGCUGGUCUCCUGACAACUCUUCCAGUCGAUGCCACCCUUGCCAGUCUGAUAUGCUUUCAGGCCCUCCUUGGCUUUGGUGUCGGACUCGGGGUUCAAGGGCCGCAGGUCGCAGCACAAACGGUCCUGUCCGAAAAAGAAGUGCCGAUUGGCAUAUCACUUGUUAUGUUCGGGCACGGCAUUGGACCGGCAAUCAUGUCUGUGGCCGCUCAAGCAAUCUUUCAAAAUAGACUCGAGCUCAAUUUAGGCAAACUUGGUGUUGACAGUGGCUCGAACAAUACGACCUCAACCGGGAGCGUCGAUAGCAUGGGCAUCGCCGAUCUACGACAACGUCUUGGAGGGCAAAGACUCGCUGAAGCCCUUUCGGGACUAGAUGGCGCGGUCAUGCAAACAUUGUACCUGCCUGUGGCGCUGACAUGCUUGACUCUGUUCGGUGCGAUGGGCAUGGAAUGGAGGAGUGUGAAGCAGAAGACGUCAUAGACAAAAUGUCUGUGGCUCAUCACCACUUGAGACCGUGAAUGUCAGAUGUCGCGGAUGGCGGAUGCUGCUCUACUUAAGUGCAAGGCGAGUAUACAGGCUCAGGUCGAGC
This is a messenger RNA of Exophiala viscosa, 1913 nucleotides long. Its product is annotated as permease of the major facilitator superfamily. Gene Ontology annotation, biological process: transmembrane transport. The record is from RefSeq and is a predicted model, not a curated record. Gene Ontology annotation, cellular component: plasma membrane. The transcript has 2 exons. Gene Ontology annotation, molecular function: transmembrane transporter activity. NCBI's taxonomy places the organism in Eukaryota, Fungi, Ascomycota, Eurotiomycetes, Chaetothyriales, Herpotrichiellaceae. The coding region runs from base 137 to 1804 and encodes 555 amino acids.